AUGUCAAGCAUCACACCAACAGUCAACAAAAUUCAACUCAAAGAUGGCACGAAAGUGUUUUAUAGGGAAGCUGGAUCAAAAGAUAAACCAAUUUUUCUAUUAUUACAUGGUUAUCCAACUUCAUCAAUAAUGUUUAGAAAUUUGGUCCCAUUAUUAUCUCAACAUUACCAUGUUAUUGCCCCAGACUUACCAGGUUUUGGAUUCACAGAAACUCCCAAGGGUUAUGAUUAUAGCUUCGCCAAUAUAACUGAUUCAAUUGAUGAAUUUAUUUCAAUUUUGAAAAUUGAUUCAUUUAAAGUUUAUAUCUUUGACUAUGGUGCACCUGUUGCAUUCAGAUUAGCCUUGAAGAAUCCAUCAAGAAUCACAGGUAUUGUUGCACAAAACGGUAAUGCUUAUGAAGAAGGUAUUGAUGACAGAUUUUGGGGUGCAUUGAAACAAUAUUGGGCCAAGGGUGAUGAACAAGAUCCAGGUUAUGUUGAUGCAUUAUCAAAGUUUAUUGAAGAUAAACAAAACAUUUUAUCACAAUAUUAUGAAGGUGUUUCUAAUCCAAACGUUAUUGAUCCUGCACCAGCUGUUUUGGAUGAAUUCUUAUUGAAAAGACCUGGUCAAACUAAAAUUCAAUUGGGAUUGUUUUAUGAUUAUCAAAAUAAUAUCAAAUUAUAUCCACAAUUUCAAAGUUUUUUAAGAAAUUCAAAAGUUCCAGUGUUGGUUGCAUGGGGUAAGAAUGAUUAUAUAUUCACCGUGGAAGGAGCUGAAGCUUAUAAGAGAGAUGCUUCUAAAUUCAAAGCCAAAUACUAUGAAACUGGUCAUUUUGCCCUUGAGACCCAUGUUGAAGAAAUAGCUGCUGAUAUCAUUGAUUUUUUCGUCAAAGAGUGA
Molecule: messenger RNA, 876 nt
Organism: Hansenula anomala
Lineage: Eukaryota; Fungi; Ascomycota; Saccharomycetes; Phaffomycetales; Wickerhamomycetaceae
Product: epoxide hydrolase
Exons: 1
Coding region: 1-876 (291 amino acids)
Molecular function (GO): epoxide hydrolase activity
Source: RefSeq, a predicted model, not a curated record